AUGGUGAACCAGCCCAGUGGAGAGAAAACAUCGGAGAUACAAAGUCAGUUCGAUGAUAUUGCUGGAGAAAUCAAUUCUCUACGAAAAGAGAUUCGACAAGAAGCAAAUCCUUUCUUGAUCAUAAAGGCCGAGCGUCUUGCUCAUCAUCUUCGUCAGAAGGCCGUUUUAAAUAGUUUCAAUACUAUGAAUAAUCGUAACGUUCUAUCUAACGCUGUUAAUCUUACACCAGUUGUUGUGAGCAAACCUAAUCAAGAAAACAACUCGGCAGCCAUUCCCAUAGGCCGAAUGAAACAGGAGAAGAAAACAAACAUAAGCUCGAGAUUGAAAUCGCAGAGCAAGGAACAGAAAAUGGAUCAAAUUCUGACGACCCUACUCUCACCAGUGUUUCUUCCCUUUGUGGUUCUCACCCCAGUUGUUUCUCCUGCAGAAGACUUUAUUCGUUAA
This is a messenger RNA of Auanema sp. JU1783, 444 nucleotides long. NCBI's taxonomy places the organism in Eukaryota, Metazoa, Nematoda, Chromadorea, Rhabditida, Rhabditidae. The record is from the annotation of a GenBank genome assembly.